Messenger RNA from Fonsecaea nubica, 819 nucleotides. RefSeq lists its product as hypothetical. The coding region runs from base 1 to 819 and encodes 272 amino acids. The transcript is spliced from 5 exons. The record is from RefSeq and is a predicted model, not a curated record. Gene Ontology annotation, molecular function: oxidoreductase activity, acting on the CH-OH group of donors, NAD or NADP as acceptor. NCBI's taxonomy places the organism in Eukaryota, Fungi, Ascomycota, Eurotiomycetes, Chaetothyriales, Herpotrichiellaceae.
AUGAUCGGCCGACUCUCCGCACGGACAUGUCUCAUCACUGGCUCCUCGUCAGGGCUGGGGCGCGCCAUUGCACGCAGAUUCGCAGGUGAAGGCGCAAACAUCGUCUGUGCAGAUCUAUCUCCCAAAGCAGGAGCACUUUUACCCGGAGAGGACGCUCGUCCCACGCACGAAGUCAUCGCGGCGCAAGGUGGAAAGGCGAUCUUUGUCAAAUGUGACGUCUCGGAACCUGAACAUAUGAAGGCAGCGGUGACGACAGCUGUCAGGGAAUUCGGCCGACUUGAUGUCUUGGUCAACAACGCCGGAAUAUCCUAUGAGGCGCGUCGAGGGUUCCGCCAAAUGCACGAAACCGACCUGAACGAGUUUGACGACACCCUUCGCGUCAAUGUGAGAGGUGUUUUUCUGGGAUGCAAAUACGCCGUGGAGCAGAUGUUGACGCAGACACCGAAAUUCGGGUCCGAUCGUGGAUGGAUCAUCAACAUCGCGAGUGUUUUGAGCUUUGGCGGAAUGCCUGGGUCCAUCAGCUACGUUGCCAGCAAAGGCGCAGUCAUGCAAAUGACAAAAACGAUUGCUCUUGAAUAUGCCUCCAAGGGUAUUCAUUGCAACGCCAUCUGUCCGGGAUUCACCAUGACAACCCUUCUAGGUCCGCUCUUGGAGGAAGAUGGGAAAAGUCAGCUGGAAGAGAUCUCUGCUAAGCACCCCUUGGGGGGGAUUGGAAAGCCUGAAGACAUUGCAAAAGCAGCCGUGUUCCUUGCCAGUGACGAUGCUGCAUGGGUGACGGGGAUCCCGCUCCCCGUUGAUGGAGGAUAUCUCGCCAGAUGA